Hevea brasiliensis (rubber tree) is the source of this 1995-nucleotide messenger RNA. Its product is annotated as L-type lectin-domain containing receptor kinase IX.1-like. Bases 1 to 1995 code for a protein of 664 amino acids. Gene Ontology annotation, biological process: protein phosphorylation. Gene Ontology annotation, cellular component: plasma membrane. The transcript has 3 exons. Gene Ontology annotation, molecular function: carbohydrate binding; protein kinase activity; ATP binding. NCBI's taxonomy places the organism in Eukaryota, Viridiplantae, Streptophyta, Magnoliopsida, Malpighiales, Euphorbiaceae. The record is from RefSeq and is a predicted model, not a curated record.
AUGAUUUCUUCUUUCUACCAUGUACGGAGGCAGAGUUUACCUCUCUGCUUCCUCUCCUUCCUUCUUCUACUUCUUCUUGCCUCUGCUAAUUCAAUAUCUUUCCGGAAAACAAGGUUUGAACCAACUGACACUAGCUUGAUCUAUGAAGGUGGUGCGGCUCCUUCCGUUGGAGCCAUUGAACUUAACAGUGAUACUUACCAAUGUCAAGUUGGUCGAGCAACUUAUGAAGAGAAGGUCAAAAUCUGGGAUUCCAAGACACAAAAGCUCUCAGACUUCACCACCCGUUUCACUUCUACUGUAGACAUCCAGCGCCGUCUUUUUUAUACUUCUGGGUUCACUUUCUUCCUUGCUCCAGUGGGAUUUCAAGUACCAAUGAAUUCAGCUGGUGGUUUUCUUGGCUUAUAUAAUAUCACAACCAUGAACUCUACAAACCAAGUACUUCACGUUGAAUUUGACACAAAUUCAGAUCCGCAAUGGGAUCCUCUGUUUGAGCAUGUUGGUAUUAACAUCAAUUCACUUUCUUCAUCUACAUAUACCCGUUGGAAUGUUACUUUGCACACCGGAGAUAAUGCUGAUGUCUGGAUUAAUUAUAAUGGUAGCACCAAGAAUCUGAGUGUGUCUUGGAAAUAUGCUCUUACCGAUACUUCUCAAGAGACUACCAGUCUUUCCUUCAUUGUCGAUCUCAGGGAGGUUCUUCCUGAGUGGGUCACAAUUGGCUUUUCAGCUGCUACAAGAGAUUAUGUAGAACGCCACGCAAUUCUGUCGUGGGAGUUCAGUUCAAGCUUGGAGACAGAUGAAACAGACCAGGAAAACGCUAGAAAGAUUAAACUGGUAAUACUUGUAGUCUUAGCAGCUUGUGUCCUGAUAGGUGCGGUGAUUAUAGCAUUUGGUGUUCGGUGGACAAAGAAGAUGAUGGGGGGAAUAAUAGAGACAAUUAACUUGAUGUCAAUUAACGAUGACCUCGAAAGGGGAAGAGGUCUGCAAAGAUUUUCUUAUAAUAAGCUUGCUUCAGCCACCAGCAAUUUCUCAAGUGAUACCGCGUUGGUUGAAGGAGGGUUUCUUUCUGUUCACAAGGGGCACCUAACUCAUUUACAUAUGUCGGUUGCUGUGACGAAAUAUAUUUGGGGUUCAAAACUGACGAAAAAGGAGUACAUAACAGGGAUGAAAAUCAUAAGCCGGUUGAGGCAUCGAAAUCUGUUACAACUCAUAGGUUGGUGCCAUGAAGAGGGGAAAUUCCUGCUUGUCUAUGAGUUUCUGCCAAAUGGUAGUCUUGAUUCUCACCUUUUUGGGAAUAGGACUCGUCUCACUUGUGAUGUGAGAUACAGAAUAACUCUUGGAUUGGCCUUUGCUUUGGUCUACCUUCAUGAAGGGUUGGAACAAUGUGUGGUGCACAGUGAUGUGAAAUCAAGCAAUAUAAUGCUAGAUUCAAAUUUUAAUGCCAAGCUUUGUGACUUUGGAUUAGCUCGACUCAUGAACCAUGAGCUUGUUCCACAAAAUACUGGGUUGUAUGGAGCUCAAGGGUACAUGGCUCCGGAAUAUAUAAGCACGGGUGAGGCUAGUAAAGAAUCAGAUGUAUAUGGGUUUGGGGUGGUUGCCUUGGAGAUUGCGACUGGAAGAAGAGCAUUUGAUCCUUUGGAGCAAAAUUCAGGAAAGAAAUUGGUAGAGUGGAUUUGGGAUCUUUAUGGAAGCGGCAAACUGAGCGUAGCCAUUGGUGAAAGAUUUCAUCAGGACUUUGAUGAGAAAGAAGAAGAGUGUUUAAUGGUGAUUGGACUAUGGUGUGCCUUUCCUGAUUAUAAUCUGAGGCUCACAAUAAGGCAAGCAGUGCAUGUUCUUAAUUUUAUAGUUGAAUUGCCAAAUCUUCCGACAAAAUUGCCAGUUCCUAUGUAUCAUGUGCCCCCGCCAUCAGUUAGCUUUGGUGAACCUUUGAUAUCGUAUUCAAGCAUCGGGGUUAUUGCUAAAACAGAGCAGCAAAUUGGCGUAGUUUUUGGGGAAUGA